Messenger RNA from Alternaria postmessia, 1287 nucleotides. RefSeq lists its product as uncharacterized. Gene Ontology annotation, cellular component: nucleus; cytosol; perinuclear region of cytoplasm. Bases 1 to 1287 code for a protein of 428 amino acids. Lineage: Eukaryota; Fungi; Ascomycota; Dothideomycetes; Pleosporales; Pleosporaceae. The record is from RefSeq and is a predicted model, not a curated record. Gene Ontology annotation, molecular function: small GTPase binding; GTPase activator activity. Gene Ontology annotation, biological process: nucleocytoplasmic transport; activation of GTPase activity. The transcript is spliced from 2 exons.
AUGGCUGGAGCAAAGAUCUUCUCGAUUGAGGGCAAGGGCCUGAAACUCACCACCGCGGAGGAUAUUGAGCCACACAUCCAGGACCUGAAGAGCAACAACGAUGUAGAGGAGAUCAAGUUCUUGGGCAACACAUUGGGCAUCGGAGCCAGCGAGGCUCUUGCUAAGGUCUUGGAGGGCAAGAAGAGUCUACAGGUCGCAAACCUCGCCGACAUCUUCACCUCGCGUCUCCUCUCUGAGAUCCCACCUGCGCUAUCGCACCUCCUCACCUCCCUCCUUACCCUGCCAAACCUCCACACCGUCGAUCUUUCGGACAACGCGUUUGGCCUCAACACCGUUGCCCCGCUCGUAGACUUCCUGUCGCAACACACCCCACUACGCUACCUCUACCUAAACAACAACGGUCUCGGACCCGCAGCCGGUGUCCUCGUCGCCGAUGCACUCACCGCACUCGCCGCCAAAAAGGAGGCAGCACGGAAGGAUGGCAAAGAAGUCCCAGACCUCGAGCUAGUAAUCUGCGGUCGCAACCGUCUGGAGAACGGCAGCAUGGCCGCAUGGGCAAAAGCAUAUGCCGCCAACAGUGGCGUCAAGACCAUCAAGAUGACACAGAACGGCAUUCGUCAGGAGGGUAUCUCACACCUCAUUACCAACGGUCUCGCACACCUGUCUAAACUAGACACGCUCGAUCUCCAAGACAACACAUUCACAGCCAUGGGCGCAAAUGCCCUGAGCAAAGCCGUCGGAAACUGGACCGAGCUCCGUGAGCUUGGCGUAGGCGACUGUCUCCUCAGCGGACGCGGAGGCGUUGCGCUCGCCGCCGCGCUGGAGAAGGGCAAGAACAAGAAGGUUGAAGUCCUCCGCCUCCAAUUCAACGAUAUCAACGCCAAGGGUCUUGCUGGCCUGGCCUCUGCCUCUUCGUCUGCCCUCCCUGCUCUCCGUCGUGUGGAAAUAAAUGGCAACAAGUUCGACGAGGAGGACCCUAGUAUCGAGAAGCUCCGCAGUGUGCUCGAUGAGCGGAAAGAGGCGUCUGGUGAACACGAGGACGAUGAGGAGUACUGGGGUCUGGACGAGCUAGAUGAGUUGGAGAGCGAAGACGAAGAUGAAGAGGAGAGUGACGCGGAGGAGAAGCGCGGCGAUGCUGAUGACGACGAGGAGGGUGUCGAGGUCGAGGAGAAGGCUGCGAGACAGAUUGUUGAAGAUACCAAGGCCGAGGAGAGCAAUGUGCCACAGGAGAAGGAUAAGAAGGUUGAUGAUUUAGCGGACCUCAUGUCCAAGACGGAAAUUAAGUGA